This is a messenger RNA of Megalobrama amblycephala (Wuchang bream), 4009 nucleotides long. It is a transcript of the gene fam110d, whose product is annotated as family with sequence similarity 110 member D. The transcript has 2 exons. The record is from RefSeq and is a predicted model, not a curated record. NCBI's taxonomy places the organism in Eukaryota, Metazoa, Chordata, Actinopteri, Cypriniformes, Xenocyprididae. The coding region runs from base 821 to 2107 and encodes 428 amino acids.
AUCGCAGUGGGAUGAUCCCGGUACAUCCACGAGACACAAACGCUCCUCCGGCAUUCACUUCAGAAACCAAUGAGCCGCAAUCCACACAGCUCCUGCUGGACAGUAAACGGAGAUUACCAGAGCUUUCACAUGUGGAUACGGAUCACGACACACGGACUCCAGGUAUAGAGGGAGAAGCACAGGACCUCUGUCUAUCAAACUCUGAAGUGCCCCGGUGCCAGCUGUAUAGGUCAACCCAACCGUAACAUCGCAGGACAAUAGGAGCCCAACCCGAAGACCUUUGACGGCUAUCAAAAAGCAAAUAACCAAGCUCAUUAGCUCUCUUCCCCCAAAACGACCUUCUCUGAAAAGACCAACAGAAGAGAGGAAGUUAAAGAGGACGAAACAAAGGGGGGAAAAAGACGGAGAAAAAAACGAACACUGGCAGCUAUUUCUGAUACUCUGUGGUGAAGGGAACAUCUCAUUUGGGAUUUGAGAUUUUGGAUUGCAGAAAAAGGUUUUCUUCAUGCCCUGCCCAUUUAUUGCAAUGCCUGUGUGAAUACUGCAUGGAGAUUUGUCCUUUUUCCAAAAGCGCCUAGUAAAGAGACUAAUUAUAGUGAAGCACAACAGCCAACUCUAUCGCUUAAAGAUUCUCAGAUUCUCAAAAUGCCUAAAAAUCUACAUUCAUAGGGGUCCUAUAAAUGGAUCAAAAUCAUUCUGAGACACGUCAGAUCUUGAAGAAGCAUUGAAACGGUACUUUCCCAGAGGGUUUCCUUCUCUUUGUAGGGCAAAGCGACUGCUUUGUCCUUUCUGUUUGGAUGCAUUUUUCCAGAACUCCAAAAUGAAGCCCUUAACUCCCAUUGGUUCACCUUCUCCACUGCGGCUCCUAAACAAGGGGCCCGAUUACCUUCGCAGGCAAAUGGAUGCCGGAAGCAGGGGUAGUUCAAUUAGUGCGGUAGAGCGGCUGGAAGCAGACAAGGCGAAGUACGUCAAGAGUCAACAGGUCAUAAACACCAAGCAGGAGCCCGUAUUAGUGCCCUGUGCAACCCCUCCACCGUUGCCUCGUCGAAACUUCACUGUGUCCACUCCUUCAACACCCGUUCUCCCACCUCGAAAUCAAAUGGCGUCUUUCUCCGCACCGCAGUUCUUGAGGGAUGAAAAUGAGGAUGACUCCAGGAAAGAGAACUGUCAGAAUGAAACUGAUGUGGAAACCAACAAUCGCAACAAUGCAAAUAAGCCUCCCGUACCUUCCCCAAGAACUCCAACCAUUGCUCCAUUAGUCGCCCCACAUAGUGCUCCGAUAAUGCGCAGGAGCAACGGCAAGCGCAUGCUGCGUCCGGACUCCCUAGUCAUUUACAGACAGAAGAAAGAGUGCAAGAGUCCCAACAGUGGUGGCGAAAACGGCAACACCAACAUGGAGGUCAAGGGCUACAGCUUCGUACGACGGCUCUUCCAGGGAUCCAUGCGUGAAAAGAGCAGCGGUACCGAGGCUCAUAAAAUGGUGAUAAAUGAGGAGAAGGCGUCUUCCUCUCGAGACGGGGAUUCGCGAAUGUCCUGGUCCAAUGAUAAAGACACUGUCGACGGAGGAAACGAGACCAGACGAUCGAGCAAAUCCGAGCGAGAGCACUCAAUGCCGGAGACUCAAAACAACACUGGUGUUCAGAAGCAAUCUAAGAACGGCAUGAUCAACAGUUUACGAAACAGCAUUGGGAACUCCAACAAUAAUGACAUGGAUCCAUGGAAGCCCGUCGUUCCAAGGAUGCGGGCCGAUUUGAAACGCUCCAAGUCAGAAUUGCGACUACGCUGCUCGCUAGCCAUGUCCGAGCAGGAGCGCUUCUUCGACUACUGCGGAUUGGACUUUGAUAUGGUGGAGAGGCUCGGACCGGAGAACUUUCUAAAAGGGGCAAGUUCAGUCGACACACUCUCGCUGCUACUGAGGAGCGUCGGAGGCGGCGGCUCAGAGCCCAGUGAGUUUUCCCGACACUCCGGGGAAGGGAUUUUCCAGGAGGAACUGGCCGAGCAGAUCUCCACAGGUGUCUCGAUUAUCGAGAGAAAUGCACGUGUCAUAAAGUGGCUCUACGGUUGCAGAAACGCAGUCCAGGAGGGUCCAAAAGAGUCUACUGUUUGAUUAUCACGGUGACUAAACUGAAGACUUUUCGGAGCCGUGUUCCAAAACGGAAAACUAUGCUGUAUUUAUUUCAUGUGGGACAUUUGUAUUUAAGAGAUUUGUCUGGCUUUUCACAGCCAGUUUGAGAACAUUCAUGUUACACAUAAAGCUGCAAACCGACACUUGUCAUGACCUACACUGUGGUUGUGUCUGAAAUCGCCCCCUUAUACCCUCAUUCACUAUUCCACACAUUAGUAUACUAAUAAAGUAUAUUGAAUGAAAACAAGUGAGCGAAUUUUCCUGUGGACGCCAACUUUUGGGAGACUCUCACGCUCACAUUGCAUGGCUAGAAAAUAGUUUGGUUGUACACUUAUUAUUGCAGUGCAUUGUGGGAUUGAAUGAGUGCACUCAAUUAUGUCCAUUUCUGAUAUUUUAGAGCACUGUGUAAGGGUAUAGGGGCGAUAGUGAUGUCAUCUCUUGUUCUAUGUAUAUAGAAAGACAUGAGUCCGUCCUGUUACUUCUGUUCAGAAACAAUUAUUUGUUGAGCGUAACUUAAAGAACAUGUCAUCUGAUGAAUAAUUUAACAUUGAAAACCACUAAGCUUUUCUCUGGGGCUGGAAAACCCAAUGCAUGAGUGUUAAAUGAACCAUGUGUACCUCAUUUCCCAACUGUCCCAGUUUAGUUUCUGUGUUGCCUUUUUUCCUUAAACGCAGGCGUUGGAACAAACACACAGAGCACCCCUGUGGGGAUAUUAAUGCACUGAUUUGGAGAAAAAGAGACGGAGCGAGAGCUAUAUAUACUGAUAUGAAACGUAUUUUUAACAAUGAGUGUAUGCAAAUAAAUAUGCAGGGCCUUAAAGACAACCUGAUUUUGAGUUUCAUUAACUUGUUUCAAAGAAAUGUGCUGCGUACUAAUGUACAUUAUUUUCCAAACCCUAUUGCGCUGCUUAGAGAAUCAUGCUUAAUAAAUACUGGGUGAAAUGGCAUUUUUUAAUCGAUAUUUUCAAGUACAGAACACAAUAUAUUUAUAUAUUUAGAUUAGAUUUGUUUUUUUUUCCUGUUCUCAUCCCAAUGCAAUUGCCUUAUUUGGGAAGGAUGCAUGUUGUGCUAAUUAGAUUUUUUGCCAAAAGCAUUGUCAUUUUGCUCUAAACAGCAAGGUCUCUCCAAAUAUUCAUUAUUAAGGGGGACCAAAGGUAAAAUUUUAAGAAUCAGACAUUAAAAAACCAGCAAUCUCUAGGGAAGCAGCACACUAGGGUUUGGAACGGCCAUUAUUUUGGUCUUUCAUUGAGAACUAAAUCAUGUAAAUUGCUCAAUUUCAUUCCCAUCUUUGGUAAAUAUUGGUGUUACUUUGAUUACUGUGAUGAUAAAUCAUGGUUGGUUGCACAUUUGACUCAAGGAAAAGCAUAUUUUCGAUGCAAAUGACCGUUCCUUUUGCAAGCAUUCUUCAGUGUGCACUUGGUCAUACUGCUUUUAACUCAUGAAUGUUCAGUGUUUAGCAAAGCAGAGGAAGACAUAACAGCAAGAGAUCUGAUGGACGGACUCUCACUCCCAGUGUGGGAGAUGCUGAUGUGUUCUCAUAUUGACGGAGACCUUUGAACACGCUAACAUCAAUCAGACACUGAUUCUCCUUUGUGGUAAUGAAUCAGUCUCUAUGAUACCACUGAUAAAUGAAGCAAAGGUCCACUGCGGCAUGCACAGGUCAGACUGCGGCCUGCAGAGAAAGAACGGUGAUCUUUCCUUUCAGAAUUCCUAAACUUUUUCAUCCCCAACGUCCAAGAUGCAUUCAGUCUUCCCGAGCACCCGAAAUCUCUCUCUUGCAUGUUUACACUCCAUGUAAGUUUGUAUAUGUUUCUAUAAAGAAGAAUUUAGAUUUCAACCCAAAGAGAUAUUACAGAUUAAAUCCAAAUAAAGUCCUAUUUCUGAA